CGCCCUCUAGUGGUCAAAGACACCCAGAACACAUGGUGAAGUGUUUACUCUCCCCUGUACAGGCUCUGUGGUGCAGCAUGGUGUUGUAUGGGAGUCACAUUGGGUUCAGUAUGGAGGGUAAAUAGUGAUAAGGAGCGUAAAUAGUGAUGUUUAGGCCCGUGUGUCUGUGUACAUCUCGGAUCCACAGCUCCGCCGCGCUGCUGAAGAAGGCUCCGCUGAAGCUGAAGGGCCGCAGCGGGGCUGAGCAGCGCUGGCUGGUCCGGCAGCUCAGCGACCCGUUCGUUAAAGCCGCUCAGACCCAGAACUACCGCUGCCGGAGCGCCUUCAAACUGUGGGAGAUAGACGAUCAGUACCGGCUGCUGAGCCCCGGACUCAGCGUUAUAGACUGCGGAGCUGCGCCCGGAGCCUGGAGCCAAGUAGCCGUGCAGAGAGUCAACUCAGCCGGGGAGCGGCCAGAUGUACCCCGAGGAAGCGUCAUUGGAAUAGAUCUGCUGUACAUUGCCCCCCUGGAAGGUGCACACUUCCUGUGCAAUCAGGAUAUCACCCAUCCCGCCACUCAUGCAGAGCUGCAGCGGCUCCUUCCUCAAGCCUAUGCUGAUGUCAUCCUCAGUGACAUGGCUCCCAACGCCAGCGGGCUCAGGGAGCUCGACCACGAGAGACUAGUGAGCAUGUGUCUCUCACUCCUGGAGCUGGCUGACAGGGUCCUGCGGCCGGGGGGCUCCCUGGUGUGUAAGUACUGGGACGGAGCGCUCGCCCAUAAGCUCCGGGACGGUCUCGCUCGGGUCUUUCGGGACGUCAAGACUGUGAAACCCAAAGCGAGCAGGAAAGAUUCGUCCGAGCUUUAUUUCCUGGCCAGGACAUUCAGGAGGACGUAGUGCUGGUUUUCCAUCUACUCAUUAAUAAAAAGAUAAUUUAAUUCAUUUUUAUUGGACACCAUGGCCCCUGUGGUAGAACUACGGUCUGAAAUAUUGGCCUUUUUAGACUAUUUAGACCUGUCAUUGUCACAGCUGAUUGGUUUGAAAUCAUUAAAGAGGACAUUUCAAUAAUUAACUUUGAAUGAAGCAGAUUAGAAUUACAGACCUUCCACCCUGUACAUGAAAAAUAUUAUAUUAGUCUCCUUUUUUUUUGGAUGAGAUGAUGAGUUUGGCCUCAUCAUAAAGGACACCAAUAGUGCAGAAGCGGUAGCAGAUUAUACUGUUUAUACAGUUUAUAAUGACCCCUGUAACCAAGGGCUGCUAUCUUUUAUGCAGUAUACAGCUCUGGAAAAAAAAUAAGAGACCACUAAAAAUGAUGAGUUUCUUUGAUUUUUCCAAAUUGAAAACCUCUGGAAUAUAAUCAAGAGAAAGAUGGAUGAUCACAAGCCAUCAAACCAAACUGAACUGCUUCAAUAUUUGCACCAGGAGUAAAGGCAUAAAGUUAUCCAAAAGCAGUGUGUAAGACUGGUGGAGGAGAACAUUAUGCCAGGAUGCAAAACUGUGUUUAAAAAUCCAGAGUUAUAUUGAUUUCUAAACUCUAUGAACUCUAUUGAUUUCUUUAUCAAUCAUUUUCUGCAAAUAAAUGCCCUGAAUGACAAUAUUUUUAUUUGGAAUUUGGGAGAAAUGUUGUCUGUAGGUUAUAGAAUAAAACAUAUACACUCAAACAUAUAUCUAUAAAUAGCAAAAAAGGUGUAAAAAGCAGUAAAGGUGGGAUAUCUGAAAUGAGUUGCAAUGAUGAAGUUGUAUGGUUAUAUUUGUUUUCAUUAUUAAUUCCAAUACACAAUAUAAACUGUAUUAGAUUUAAUAUAAGUUAAGAUAUUGAUUUCACAGUUACUUUGGUAAAUAGUUUAUUCUUAAAGAAAAAACAAAAUGCUGUUAAAGGCAACUGUUACAAUGUAAACAGAGUCAUUCAUAGUGGUGUGAUGUAAGUGGGGUGAUUUAAUCUCAUUUAUUCUCCAAACAGAUUAGUUGCUAAAAUUGGAGUAUAAUGAGUCAAAGUUCUUUGCAUACUGUUAUCUUUUUUAUCAUAUAUCAUAUCAUAUUGUAAUGUAGGCCUCAGUUUCAUUUAGACACACAUUAUUGGAGCAUGUCAACUUGACCUCAUCCUCCACUGUCCAAAUCCACAAGUCCAAAUGUCAGAAUAAUAUAAAAAACAAACAUUAUACCAGUUGCAGAUUCAUUUUCAAGGGUCAGUUUAACAGCCAUUGCUGUGAACGAGGUCACUCAACCAGCCGUUUACUGUAUGUGAUCUGAAUGCACAGUAUAGCACUCCUGCAUAAGGGUUCACCAGGUCAGUUAUUAGUGCUUAUUAUAGAAAAUGAUUCUUCUUUUGUGACUGACAGAGUUGAGGUAGUGGAGUUCCAGUGAUUGACAGCUGGGAUUAUUACAGUGAAUGCUUUAAUUUGAGCUUGCUGUAAUAAGGGCAUGUCAUUUAACCACAGACACUUCUUUUGGUUUACAUCCUUGAUAUCUUUAAACAUCGUUUUUACACUUUGUUUCCUCCCACAGCCUAAAAACAUGGAGAUCAGGUGAAUUGGUGACUAAAUUGCCCUGGCGAGUGUGUGUGUAUGUGUGUGAAUAAGUGUAUACAGGUGCAUCUCAACAAUUUAAAAGAAUAUCAUUGACCAUCAUUAAAUUUUACAUUUAAUUUGUAAAUCAAGGGAGCAGAGUCUGGAGGAAGAGUGGAGAGACACACAGUCCAAACUGCUCGAGGUCUAGUGUGAAGUUUCCACCAAUCAGUGAUGGUUUGGAGAGACAUGUCAUCUGCUGGUGUUGAUCCACUGUGUUUUAUUAUCAAGUCUAAAGUCAGUGCAGUUUUGUUUUCCCACAAAAUCUUACAGCACUUCAUGCUUCCCUCUGCUCACAACUUUUAUGGAGAUGUGGAUUUCAUUUUCCAGCAGGACUUGGCACACUGCGUACACUGCAAAAAGUACCAAUUGGUCUUAAUAUAAUAGUCUAAUUUUCUGAGACACUGAUUUUUGGGUUUUCAUUGGCCAUAAUCAUCAACAAUAUAAGAAAUAAACACUUAAAAUAGA
Messenger RNA from Astyanax mexicanus (Mexican tetra), 3010 nucleotides. It is a transcript of the gene mrm2, whose product is annotated as mitochondrial rRNA methyltransferase 2. The record is from RefSeq and is a predicted model, not a curated record. Gene Ontology annotation, molecular function: rRNA (uridine-2'-O-ribose)-methyltransferase activity. Gene Ontology annotation, cellular component: mitochondrion. The transcript is spliced from 2 exons. Gene Ontology annotation, biological process: RNA methylation. Bases 147 to 875 code for a protein of 242 amino acids. Lineage: Eukaryota; Metazoa; Chordata; Actinopteri; Characiformes; Acestrorhamphidae.